Molecule: messenger RNA, 1294 nt
Organism: Aphanomyces astaci
Lineage: Eukaryota; Oomycota; Saprolegniomycetes; Saprolegniales; Verrucalvaceae
Exons: 1
Coding region: 45-1106 (353 amino acids)
Biological process (GO): protein targeting to ER
Cellular component (GO): endoplasmic reticulum; mitochondrion
Molecular function (GO): protein binding
Source: RefSeq, a predicted model, not a curated record
CGACGGUCGUGGCAGCCAUUGACCAUUCGGCUUCACGUUUGACGAUGGCGCAACAGAGUCCGUGGCGCAUGCUUGUCAUGCUGCCGAUGAUGUACUUCAUGGGCAAGAUUGACUUUGAGAACCCUUGGAUCCUCAAUGGGGCGCGCGUGUCCUUCUUCACGAUGCAGAUCCUGUCGCUGUUGCUCGGGUUGUGGGCCAAAUCCAAGAUCGAAGCCAAGCCGGACAACCGCAAGAUGUUCGUGCCGACGCCCAAGUCGCCCCUGGACACCAGUACGGAGAACUCGCCGUUGACCGAGACCACGUACUUCGCGCACGAACUGGCCAAGGCCAAGGAAUUCAUCCAGCAAACGUUGAUUGGCGCGGUGAUUUCCAGCUUUGUGCACAUCCAGUUUGGCGUCAACCAAGUGGUGGUCAUCCAAUCCGUGAUGGUGCCGCUGAACUUGUACGACAACGCGCUCCUGAAGAAGCAUAUUUUCGGUCUCGGCGGCCCUCGUUACUGGGACGAAAAGCUCGAAGGCGAGUCGCUAGACGAUGCCGCCCCGCAUCCGGACGCGAUCGACGCUGCCGCCGACUCUGUGCCCGCGCCUUCCUCCAAGAAACCUUCCAAGGCAAAGAAGUCGGUUGAUGUGGCGGAUGCCAUCAAGCAGGCUUGGGACUUGGGUGUCGAAGCCAACUUUGAUCGGUUGCUCUCGGUGUUGAAGAAUGACCCGAACGGCUUCAAGACCAAGACGUCCGACGGGUGGACUCCUCUCAUGGUCGCCUGUGGCAGCCCCAUCGAUACGGAGAAGGUGAUCAAGACGCUCAUCAAGGAAGGAGUGCCCAUCCGCGACGCCGACAACGACGGGUGGACGGCGCUGCACUGGUGUGCGUUCCAUGGAUGUCCCGAGUCGGCAGAAACCCUCUUGGCGUCCAUCUCCAAGGACGAUGCUGCGUUCCUCGUGAGUGCCAAAGACUCGCAGGGCCGUACGCCGUUGGAAGUGGCGUCGGAAGAGUCGAACGGUGACGUGGCCGAGAUCUUGACCUCGGCCAGCGACAGCACGCCGCUCCGCCAGCGCAAACAACCCCUGGCCAAAUCGGACGCCACCCCCAUCGACGAUGUGGAUUAAACACCAAUAUAGUAGAUAUGUAUAGGAGAGUACAUUCGUUCGCACGAGAACGCUACUGUAGCUAGUAGUAUAACACCAGUACAGUUGAGAGAGUUUUGGUUGGUUGUGAACUAGGGGAGCCAAGUGCUGCCUUGGGACAUUCGUUUCUGCAGCAGUUCGAGGCGGGUGGGCGGGAUCAGCGGGACCCC